AUGAUGGUCAAAUCCUUAAAUUCGAAACAGGAUUUGAUAAAGCUGGCUCUAAUGAACACUUUUCGCGAGGAGUUCUCUUCUCUGCAGGCGGAAAACUCCGCAUUUCGUCAGGAGCGGCAAGUAUUGAUGACUGAGCUGUCUGCGCUACGCGCCUACCAGGCUGCUUUCUAUGCUGUUCAGCCUUAUCUUCUUCCAGAACUUUGGGAGCGUGCUCUGGCUCAGGCACAAGUGCAACCGCAAAUACCAGCACAACAAUCGGUGCAAAAUCAAACGCAGUCACAGCAGCCAACUCAAACAAUACUAGCCUCCGGGCAGGUGCAAGUGCAGGCACAACCUGCUGGCGUUGUACAUAUAGCAACACAAUCUGCAGCUCAGCAGUCAGCUGCUCAGAACAUUGAGGCUAAUCCAUCUAUUGCUGGUCAUAGUGGGCUUAAUCCACACGAUCUGGUGGCAGCCCUUGGAUGCCUAACACCAGCACAGGCAGCUGCAUUUGCUGCUGCGGCUGCCUCUCAACAUCAACAGCAGCAACAACAUCACAUGCACCAGUUUCAACCUAUUCAUCAACAUCAAGACCAGCAACAACAACGGCAUUUGCAUCAUUUACAACAGCACCAGCAAAAUAUACAGCAGCACCAACAAAAUAUACAACAGCACCAGCAAAAUAUACAGCAGCAGCAGCAACAACAACAACUGAAAAAUAUUCAUUUAUCUCAACAAGUUCAAUUGCAACAACAGCCCCCUGUUCCUGGCAUUGUGGGAGGUGCCCAGGUUUCUUCGCAUAUUUCGGCUGGAAGCAAACAAACCGUCGAUCUCUUGAUUGACAAUCAAUCAUCUGUUCCUGUUUCUGUUCCUUCUGCUUCCUUGGUUCCAACUAUGUCCGUGUCUGCAGGCAACACUACCUCCGCACUAGAAUCUGCGAUAGCUUCAGCCCUUCUGGCUCAUCUACCAGCUGGUAUCAGUCUCAGCUCCUCCACAUGCCCUGCAACUACUACUACAACUUCCAUAAGUAGUACUCAUGCUAUUGGACUAGAUUUAACGGGUAUCAGACACUCCUCCGCCUGUAAUUCCGACAUCUCAACUCACCAGUCCCUACAACCACCACUAUUACCACGGCCCUCAGUUCCACUCUUAUCAAAUUCUAUUCUGUUGUCGCCUCCAGCACCAAGACAUUUGUCCUCGACUUCCGCUCCUCCACCACUGCCAGUGACACCACCAUUGAUGAAUCUAUUUUCCAAUACCAUAAAUUCGGCGCAACCACCAACUCUUCCGCCUGUUUCGGCAAUUAAUACAGCUCCCUGUCUUCAACCGGCUUCCUGUCCUGCCCACUCCGAAAAUCAUACCUAA
Molecule: messenger RNA, 1344 nt
Organism: Protopolystoma xenopodis
Lineage: Eukaryota; Metazoa; Platyhelminthes; Monogenea; Polystomatidea; Polystomatidae
Source: the annotation of a GenBank genome assembly